AUGGACGAUGCGCCUCUAAUUAUCCGAGAACAAGCAGGCCUCGAGCCGUACGACCUGGAGCCUAAUGGCCCGACAGUCCACUUCUUCGCCAGGAUGAAAGACACCGUGAGAGGUCACAUCGUUGCCAUGAUAUCCGAGUUCCUAGGGACAUUCAUGUUCCUGUUCUUCUCAUAUGCGGCUGCUCAGAUAGGCAACGAAAAGGAGGACUCUUUGCCAUUGUUCAAUGCGCCAGCAGGGCUGAGCCUUCUUCAAAUAUCAUACAUCGCUUCAGUCUUUGGCCUCAGUUUGGGGGUGAACGUGUGGAUCUUCUACAGGGUCAGCGGUGGAAUGUUCAACCCCGCGGUCGCCAUCGGACUGUGGAUUGCCGGAGCCUUUGACUGGGUCCGCCUCGUGUGUGUGAUUCCCGUCCAGUUUCUGGGAGCGAUCACAGCGGCUGGUGUCGUUUCCGCAUUGCUGCCCGGGAAACUUCAGGCAGAAAACUCCCUUUCAUCGGGUACACUGCCUGUCCAAGGCUUGUUCCUCGAGGUCAUCCUGACUGCAGAGCUUGUCAUGACUAUUAUCAUGCUUGCCGUUGAGAAGAGUCGCACUUCAUUCAUCGCGCCGCUGGCCAUUGGAUUUGCAUUGUUCGUGGCUCAUCUUAUCGGCAUUAACUACACCGGAACCUCCGUAAACCCAGCGCGAUCCUUGGGUCCAGCAGUUGUCAAUAACAACUACGUCGACGAAAUCUGGAUUUUUUUUGUCGGGCCUAUUCUGGGUGCGGUUGUCGCAGCUGCCCUUUAUCACCUGUUGAAAGCGAUGGGAUACGAGACUGCCAAUCCUGGGCAGGACGACGACGGGCUGGGCUUCUACCGAAUCGUCCAUCAACCGACGCGGCCAAUCCGACCAAGGAGGCGGAGCUCGGACAAUCUGUACAAUACGUAUCUGCAGGAUAUGACGUCGCCAAGGACCCGGAUGAAGUUCUAG
Messenger RNA from Diaporthe citri, 963 nucleotides. RefSeq lists its product as uncharacterized. Gene Ontology annotation, molecular function: water channel activity. The record is from RefSeq and is a predicted model, not a curated record. The coding region runs from base 1 to 963 and encodes 320 amino acids. Gene Ontology annotation, cellular component: plasma membrane. NCBI's taxonomy places the organism in Eukaryota, Fungi, Ascomycota, Sordariomycetes, Diaporthales, Diaporthaceae. Gene Ontology annotation, biological process: transmembrane transport. The transcript has 3 exons.